CCAGUUUUGAAUGCCGGGCGGUGGGUGGACAUCCCCCUUGUUCAUUGCCCGCUCAGAGCUGCUAUGAGCUUGCCAGUCUCUGGAUCUGUUUGGGUAUCGCUUCGAUCGUCCGCGUCUGAGCAUCCUGGAGAAAAUUGGUUACAGAAAAGAGCAGCGUCUGAACAGGGAGGUGUCAUUUCUGGGGAUAACCCGACUGUCUACAAUACGAAUGAUCCGUUUAGGCUCUGGGUUAUACAACUUGUGACCAUCCUCGCCUUCUCCAGAGUCUGCUAUGGCUUAUUUUACAAAAUGAGGCAGCCGCGGGUAGUUGCCGAAAUAAUUGGAGGGAUUUUGUUGGGCCCAACCGCGAUGGGUCGUAUUCCGGGGUUCACAGAAACUAUCUUUCCGACCGAGUCGAUACCCAUCCUGAACCUAUGUGCCACACUUGGGCUCACGCUCUUCCUCUUCAUUUCCGGACUAGAGAUCGACAUCAAUCUUGUUCUCAAGCAUUACAGGGUAUCUGCUGCGAUUUCAGCGGCUGGUCUUCUCGUUCCAUUUGGAUUCGGUGGAAUUCUGUCGGUUAUAUUAUAUGGUCAGUUUAUUGACAAAUCCGUGGACUUUGGACACUUCACUCUCUUUAUCGCUGUCUCCGUUGGAAUCACGGCAUUUCCCAUCCUGUGUCGUAUGCUGAAUGAACUGAAAUUGUAUGAUACAAAGCUUGGAGUCGUGGUUAUCUCCGCUGGUGUUGGAAACGAUAUCAUAGGCUGGGUGCUUCUCGCUCUUGCCGUCACACUCGUAAAUGCGAAGACGGGAUUAACAGCUCUUUGGAUCCUUCUUUGUUGCAUCGGUUAUACUCUGUUCUGCUGGUAUCCUGUACGCAUAGGUCUUCGAUGGGUUGCGAGAAAGACAGGUAGUCUUGAAACUGGAACAGUUUCUCCGGCUAUGGCUUCCUGUGCACUAGUGACACUUCUCGUGAACUCCUUUUUCACAGACGUUAUAGGCCUGCAUGCCAUCUUUGGUGCCUUUCUCUCGGGUCUUCUCGUUCCACAUGAUAAUGGACUUGCAACGAAUCUGAAGCAUCAGCUGGAACCAGUUAUAUUUGAUAUUUUCCUUCCCAUCUAUUUUGCUCUUUCGGGGUUGAAGACCGACCUGGGACUCCUGAAUACCGGAAAGGCAUGGGGAUAUACUAUCCUUGUGAUUGUGCUUGCGUACCUUGGAAAGUUCAUAGGCUGCGGUGGCGUCGCAAAGAUCGUGGGAUUCUCCACUCGCGAGGCAUGUGCAAUAGGCACAUUGAUGUCCUGCAAAGGACUCCUUGAGCUAAUUGUCAUCAAUCUGGGACUGCAAGCAGGGAUACUCACGACAAAGGUCUUCGCGAUGUUUGUUGUACACGCUGUCGUCUUGACGUUCUUCAUCACACCGUUAACCGCCCUCAUCUAUCCGGAAAGGUUCCAUACACACCUUCACGCUCGAUCACAGGACGAAGUGAUCGCGUCAUCUGUCAGCACCGACAGCAAGCAUCCAGAAGCUUGACGAAUUUCACUGAUUGUAUAUUGUCUUGAAGCGGAACUAGACUGUUAUAGCCUGACUCAGGCUCCCUUUUCGUCCUGUCCUCUUUAUAUAGAUUGAGCCUUUAGUAAAUACGGAACUCUUGAAGAGAAAAAGGAAGUUGAAGAUGUGGAGGCUAAUUGCUCACCUGAAACUUACAGAAUCCAAAAUAUAACCUUGUUUAUGUGAUCUCAGGUGAUAAAUGUAGCUCCGAGGCGUGGUAGAUGGCAGAGAGCAAUGUGUUAUCAUGAGAC
Fomitiporia mediterranea MF3/22 is the source of this 1778-nucleotide messenger RNA. Its product is annotated as Sodium/hydrogen exchanger. The transcript has 6 exons. The record is from RefSeq and is a predicted model, not a curated record. Gene Ontology annotation, molecular function: antiporter activity. Gene Ontology annotation, biological process: proton transmembrane transport. Gene Ontology annotation, cellular component: membrane. NCBI's taxonomy places the organism in Eukaryota, Fungi, Basidiomycota, Agaricomycetes, Hymenochaetales, Hymenochaetaceae. The coding region runs from base 64 to 1509 and encodes 481 amino acids.